AUGGUUUUCAAUCCAGCGGUUCGAGUGGCUUUCGCCUCCCAACAAGAAUACAUUCCCGUCGGCGCAUUAAAAUAUGGGAAUGAUUCCUACUACGUCGGCAGGUCCAUGUAUUCUGUCGUGUUCGAGUUCAACGAGGUUCCAACACAGAUGGGCCUCAAAGGAACAGCAAUUGAAGGAACCGUUGGCAUCGCAUUCAUCAUGUUCAUCCUUGUGUUUUUCCUUUGCCUGAGCUUUUUGCGCCACAUCAGGAUCAGACGGCAACUCCGCGUCAGACUUGAUCCAGUUGAGGGCACUGUGAACAACAUCCGCCCACCUCCACCAGCUUAUGAUUCUCUCCACGCUGGUAGUGGGCGCCGGUAUUUCUGGCUUUGGUCGCAACAGCGCAAUGAGCUUGGUACCCCCGAUCCCUCUAACACCGCUAUCGAAAGAAUUCGUGACCCAUUCAUCUUCGACAACAGCCCUCCAAACUCACCAACGUCGGAAGAGUCUAUCCUACCCCCAUACUGUCAAGCCGAUCCCCAUGGAUUGCCUAGUUACGAGAGCAUUGUCUGCGCGGAUAUGGAAGACAGAUUACUGGGUGCUCGGUCUACUUUAGCAACGCAUGUGCCGGGCAGAACCCGUGGAGACGCUUGUUCACGUCUGGCCGCGAGGGAGAGGCAGGGAGAAACCGUCGUCCUUGGGGGGGAGACAUCGCCCAGCGAAGCAUGA
This is a messenger RNA of Cladophialophora bantiana CBS 173.52, 708 nucleotides long. RefSeq lists its product as uncharacterized. The transcript has 2 exons. The record is from RefSeq and is a predicted model, not a curated record. NCBI's taxonomy places the organism in Eukaryota, Fungi, Ascomycota, Eurotiomycetes, Chaetothyriales, Herpotrichiellaceae. Bases 1 to 708 code for a protein of 235 amino acids.